AUGGGCCCAAUUACAACCGAAGUUAAGAAACUAUCCGUGAACGAUGAAAAUAAGGACCCAAAGCCCCAUACUCCGAAGCGAAAAGUCCUGGGUGAAAUCACGCAGCAGCAGGAAUCUAUUCCUAAAAAUGAGGAAAAAGAAAUGACUAAAAAUACUGAGGUGGAACCACUGUUGGUAGAGAACCAACAGCGUUUUGUACUGUUUCCAAUCCAUUACCAAAGCAUCUGGAACAUGUACAAGAAGGCCGUGGCUUCCUUCUGGACUGUAGAGGAGGUGGAUCUCUCUAAAGACUUUGAACAUUGGGAGAGAUUGAAACCAGAGGAAAAGCAUUUCAUUUCUCAUGUGCUUGCUUUCUUUGCGGCUAGUGAUGGCAUUGUGAAUGAGAACUUGGUGGAGAGGUUCUACCAGGAAGUGCAGAUUGCUGAAGCAAGGUCAUUUUAUUCCUUCCAAAUUGCCAUUGAAAACAUUCAUUCUGAAAUGUACAGUCUUCUAAUUGACACCUACAUAAAAGAUAUAGACGAGAGAAACCGUUUAUUUAAUGCAAUUGAGACUCUUCCUUGUGUUAAGAAGAAGGCUGACUGGGCUCUGAAAUGGAUUGCUGAAAAUGUUCCCUAUGCAGAAAGAGUAGUUGCUUUUGCUGCUGUGGAGGGCAUUUUCUUUUCUGGAUCCUUUGCAGCAAUUUUCUGGUUAAAGAAGCGUUCAGUUAUGCCUGGUCUUACCUUCAGCAAUGAACUUAUAAGCAGGGAUGAAGGACUUCACACAGAUUUUGCUUGUCUUAUGUUUAAGCAUCUUGUAAACAGACCUUCUCAAUCAAAGAUCUAUGGCAUCAUCACAGAUGCUGUCAAAAUUGAACAAGAAUUUCUCACAGAAGCUUUACCUGUGAAUUUGAUUGGCAUGAAUUGUGAUCUCAUGAAACAAUACAUUGAAUUUGUGGCUGACAGGCUGCUUAUUGAGCUAGAAUGUGAUAAAAUUUAUAAUUCUGAGAAUCCUUUUGACUUUAUGGAACACAUUUCAUUGGAAGGAAAGACCAACUUCUUUGAGAAAAGAGUAGGUGAAUAUCAAAAGAUGGGAGUCAUGUCUGGAUCUGCCAACCACCAAUUCACACUAGAUGCUGACUUCUAA
Molecule: messenger RNA, 1122 nt
Organism: Acanthosepion pharaonis
Lineage: Eukaryota; Metazoa; Mollusca; Cephalopoda; Sepiida; Sepiidae
Source: the annotation of a GenBank genome assembly